This is a messenger RNA of Rubroshorea leprosula, 590 nucleotides long. The record is from the annotation of a GenBank genome assembly. Lineage: Eukaryota; Viridiplantae; Streptophyta; Magnoliopsida; Malvales; Dipterocarpaceae.
CUCUUCUUUUUCUUCUCCCUUGCACCGAACAAGAGCCCCAAGCCCAACAGCACCUCCCCUUGAGAACCGGUAAGAAAAACUUGAUAUUUUCCUUCCUUUUCUUGUUCAAGAACCAGAUUUAAGCUUGGAAACUCCCUCCCCCCUCUGCAAAAUUUUAGAUCUGCUCUGCUCUUCCUCCCUAUCCGUUGGUGCUGCUAGGCACGAAUUUCUAGGCUUUUUUCGGAAGCGAAGUCAAGAAUGGGGAAAAAUGAGGGGAGUGACGAGUUAGAAGGCUAGUCAUCUUAUAAAUUGAACAUAAAUUUUAGAUAUAAAUCAUGAUCUUGUAAUAUAGACUUUAUUUGGAGAUUUUAUGAUAUCAGAGCAAAUUUUAAAUUUUUAUCUUCAGAUUUUGUGGUAUUAGAGUAUGGGAUUUAACCUUUAUUCUUUGUUGAAAAAAUGAUGGCAAUUGGACUAGAGAGUGGAGAAGGAGAACCGAUGGAUGAUGAAGACUGGAGGAUGGAUUUUGUUUUGUCGUGGAAAAGUGGUAAAGAUUUGAGAGUUGAAGAGUUGAGAGUUGAGAGUUGAGCUGAGAAUAUAAGACCUCGACAGUG